Anisakis simplex (herring worm) is the source of this 1032-nucleotide messenger RNA. Lineage: Eukaryota; Metazoa; Nematoda; Chromadorea; Rhabditida; Anisakidae. The record is from the annotation of a GenBank genome assembly.
AUGAGUGGUCAAGAAAGCCGAAAACGUGCAUCACACCAAUGGCGUCGGAUCAAGCAAAAAUCAAUCGAGCCGGGUGUAUCUGGACUAUUCUUCACGUGUUCAGCCAAUGAAAAACAAGCGCUUCGUGAAGCGUACAAUCUUUUGAAUUGUUUAAUUGAAAAGCAACAAGAAACCUCAUCUGAAGUUGUUUGCAAAACCUCGGAUGAAUGUCAACAAACAAAUGGUAGGGAUUCACAAAAAAUGUCUGACGAAAAAAACGAUGCAGAUGCUGAAAGUGCUAGUGAUAACUCACCAUCAGAUGCGGAGGAUGUCGCCGAUACAAUCAAACGAUUCUGCUCAAACGCUCGACAAUCAAACUCAGUGCCAUUCUAUAAGAAUCGUUUGAAACAACGUCCAACCGGUGUCAAGAACUGUUUAUUUGUGGCAGUGGAUGGCGAUCUGAGUAAACAAGUGUACGAUCUGGCUGACCAGCUCGUAGCCAGGGCAGCUGAGCAGUCGUGUUGUCGACUUCUUCAACGAGUUAUUCCCAUUGAAAUCACUUGUCGGAUCGAUAUGCCUACCAUCGAACGUUUGGUUUCGAAACAUUUCACUGUGAACGAAGAGGAUGGCAAAUGGCCGACCUAUUCAGUGGAAUUCAAAGCCAGGAAUAAUUCAGGUGUGAAACGUAAUAUUAUGCUGGAAAUGGUUUGUGGUGUAGUGAAGCAGAUGGCACCGAUGAGUCGUAUUUGUCUGGAUGCACCCGAUAUAGCACUGCUUUUCCAAGUGCUACACAAUACGGCGCUUCUGUCAUGCGUUCGCAACUUUCAUCAACGUCGAAAAAUGAGUCUUCAUGUGGAACGAAAUCCGAGCAAUGAACCCAUAAAAACAAUUUCUAAUCUAGCCGAUGAAUCCCACAAAGUCAGCAAUGCUCAUGAUGCUGCACCGAAAGUUACUGUAUCGAAUGAUGAAGAAACUGCUAAUAGCGUUGAAGGUAGUAGAAUUGAUUGUGGAACUCCUGAAGAAAAACAUUGUGAUACUGUAGAUGUCCAGUGA